AUGUGGUUGACCAAAGCAACUCAGACGCUUUGCAGGCCAGUCUACCAAAUCGAAAAGAGCAGCAAGUGCAGUUCACCAUCAAAAAUGAGCUCACCUAACGUUUAUCCAAGGACCAGUGCAGCUGGUGAGGACAAGAAAGCGGCCUUCCUUAGUCUCAUGUCCAGUGCCAGGUCAGACUGCUUAAGUCUCAGUGCUUUGAUGUACAAGAAGCUCCCCCGAGAAAUUCGAGAUGUAAUAUACUGCUACAUCUGCCUUGAAGAUCGGCAGAUACCAAUUGGACCGUACUAUCACUUCCGGAAAUACGAUCUACUCGAACGAGACGUCGAGCGAACACUCGAGGCAGAUCAGAUCAAACCUUCUUCCGACGAGCAGCAUGCAGAGACAUGGCUUUUCUCGCACGUAGAUGCUCAAACUAUCCUGCCAGAUGGGCGCAUACGGACCGAUCACGACGUCUACCCACAAGACGACUUUCUCAUGCCCGAGAAUCACAUAUUCAACCCUGAUUACAUGGGCGAAAAUGUCGCGCUUGAGACGCUACAAGUGUACUACAAGAGCAACAGCUUUUCUGUCUGCAAUGUCGAAGGCGGUUUGGACAGCCUAUGCACUUCCAUAAAGCUGAGCUCCAAAGAAAUGGCCGUCGACUGCGUUCCGAUCGAUUACAUUUCCGAUCUACAGAUACGUGUCAAAUGCGAGCACUUCGAUGUACAAAGAUCAUCUCCUAGCGAUAUCCUGCGGUCUCGGCUUGAAGGUUUCGCUGAAGAGGAGCGGCUCCUGCGACGCACAGUGGAGUCUCUUGCAAGAUUUCGAUCCAAGGUUCGAACAUCGACCCCGCGCGAGCUAAACGUCGAGAUCGUCCUUAUGUCAGACCUGAAAAGUGGAUCGGAAUGGGAUAGCGUAUAUUUGCAGGCUCGCAUCAUCAAUAUGCUGCAAGCCAUGCGUACCUGUAUCUACGAACUGAUGCAUGAACGCGAGUACACCACUAUCCGAGUAACACAUCAAGAUGACGGACUCAUGGCGUUUCCCAAAACCUACACCGGCCUGUUCCAGCUCACCAAAGAGCAAUGGAACUACGAAAAAUGCAAACAGCGCCCCAAUCAUGACUGGACCCAGGACUUUUGGAUACUUCCCAUCGAGGGCGAUGAACUGUCUGAAGACGAUUUCAGACGCCUUGGUGGAUACUACAUCAAUUGCAAGGAUUCGUUUCUCGCAGAGCGAUGGGGAACCAGCAACGUGCUACACGAUACUAACAGCAAAUCACCAGUUGUCGAGGGCUUUGCAUGGCCCAUCGGGUGCCCCUACAACGCAGCAGCCGCCUAUGUGCUGUGCGAAAGGCUGUAA
Molecule: messenger RNA, 1338 nt
Organism: Ascochyta rabiei
Lineage: Eukaryota; Fungi; Ascomycota; Dothideomycetes; Pleosporales; Didymellaceae
Exons: 2
Coding region: 1-1338 (445 amino acids)
Source: RefSeq, a predicted model, not a curated record